Molecule: messenger RNA, 1082 nt
Organism: Sodiomyces alkalinus F11
Lineage: Eukaryota; Fungi; Ascomycota; Sordariomycetes; Glomerellales; Plectosphaerellaceae
Exons: 2
Coding region: 430-723 (97 amino acids)
Biological process (GO): intra-Golgi vesicle-mediated transport
Source: RefSeq, a predicted model, not a curated record
AUCGUCAUUAUCGCCUCCUCCAAUUCCAUUCUCCUACCCCUGCAUCCACGGAUACAUAUCAUCUCCCCAAUUUCCACGACACGACGAGAAAGCCAAACCCCGACAGGCAGACUCCAAGUCUCUGCACAGCACCAUCUAGUCAAACAUCACCAUCGCUUCCAGAAUCUUCCGACCCUCUUCACUCCAUUUCCGUUCCGCUGUGCAUGGUACAAUCUUUCGUGAUUGGUUCCCGCCUCUCUUUUGAAACGAAACGAAAGAAGCGAAAAUUGCCUGCGUAGCUACUUUACCCAUCGCUACUCGCAUAAUUAACCCUCCUGCCAGCGACGCGUUAUCCCAGCCCUGUAAAAUCACCAACUUUUGCCUCCUACCUUCGAGCGUCUCUUACACCGACCGAACCCGACUGUCCGUCUGAGAUACGCACUUCCCACCAUGUCGGAAGCAUAUGAACGAGAACGUCAGAACAACGCCCGUCUCGAAGAGCUAUCCUCGAAAGUCUCGGCAUUACGCGGCGUUACCAUCGACAUUUACGAUAAUGCUCGGUCCCAAGAAGUCAUUGACAAUACCUCCGACACUUUCUCCGCCAUGUCAACAUCCCUCAAGGGCUCCGCAGGCCGACUAGGUCGUAUGGCCGCGGCCGGCAACAAGGUUGCGAUCCUCAAGCUCGCCGGUCUCAUCAUUGGACCUCUAAUCCUGCUGUAUUAUCUCCUCAAGUUGUUCUUCUAAAUGUGGGGGGGUUUUUUUUGGGCGUCGCAAGGUGACAGGAAACACUGGGCGCAGGAACUAUCUGCGGAGCGCUCUAUGCAUAGAACGGACGUAUCGAUGAUUCACUGGAGAGUUACGGUUCAAAGCUGCCGACUUCGACCAGCUUAGGGAGUAUUGUGUACGUCACGGGCGGAGACUGGCCAUUGGAGGCCCCUCGAAACGACGACUUGGAACAUUGUUUGGUGACUUGGUGUGAUGGAAAACAAUGGCAGGCGCUGGCAUGGCUACGGAGUUUGGGUGCAGCCCUUGUAUUUACGAUAGUAUGCUGGGAUAUAUCAUCAUUAUCAUCUCUCAAGUUUCUAUGGCUUGCGCGACUGACU